This is a messenger RNA of Lemur catta (Ring-tailed lemur), 4393 nucleotides long. It is a transcript of the gene NCMAP, whose product is annotated as non-compact myelin associated protein. Gene Ontology annotation, cellular component: Schmidt-Lanterman incisure; plasma membrane; paranode region of axon. The coding region runs from base 1616 to 1924 and encodes 102 amino acids. The record is from RefSeq and is a predicted model, not a curated record. Gene Ontology annotation, molecular function: structural constituent of myelin sheath. The transcript has 5 exons. NCBI's taxonomy places the organism in Eukaryota, Metazoa, Chordata, Mammalia, Primates, Lemuridae. Gene Ontology annotation, biological process: regulation of myelination; peripheral nervous system myelin formation.
UUUCACAGAUGUGGUGGGCCUACAACCCAGACUUCCAAAGCCGCAGGCCACUGUGGCUCACACUGACUUCUCUCUCCCAACACCCCCUGAGUCAGUAUCUACAAGGAAGGACAAGCUUCUGGAAGAAGCUGGUUCUUGAGUUAAGCUAUGAACAGCUGUUCUCUGUAAUAGAACCACAGGCUGGAAAGGCCCUUAGAGAUGAUCUCCAAACUGGGCCAUUUUACAGAGAGGAAAACCAAGGUCCAGGGAGGGAAGGGGACUUUCUCAGGUUGUGUGGCAAGUGAGUGGCAAAGGGAAUCCCGGUCUCCUGAUUCUCACCCCAAGUUGUGAAUCUGUAGCUUGCCCCUCCCCACCCACCGAGCAGCAUCUGUGUCCCCUAGUUCCAUUGGGACUGUUUGCCUCCUUGUGGGUGUUUCACUGUUGCCUCUGUCUCUGCUCUCGAUGGAGAUGAAGAGGAAGGUCGGACCCUCCAGAGGUCCUGCAGAGGUCCCGGUGAGUCCUGUUCAGAUCCCCUGGUGACGCCGUGCUUCACGGUCUGGCUCCCAGACCUCCCUGUUCAUACCUGAGUUUAACCAAGUGCGGCCAACGCUUGACCAGACGGAGAGCAGGGAACUGGAGCUCCAAGAAGAGCAGGGAGAACACAGACUGGAGACAGAGGGGGCGGAGAAGAGGGGCUGGAAAUGGGCAGGAACUGAUCACCCACCACACACCAGGGCUCUGCAGGGCAAUCACGGUAUCUCACUUAUUCUCACAACCCCACAAGUCAGGGAUGUUAUCCCUGUUUUAUGAAUGAAAACACUGAGGCCUCGAGAAGUGGCUCAAUUUGUCAAGCCGCUCAGAGGUGAAGUUGAAGUUAAAAUGCAGGUCUGCCCGACCCCACAGGCCUUGCUGGGUCACGAGCUCCUAGACAUGCACUGCGUCCCAACACUGUCAAGCGUUCUCAACAGCCACCCAGAAGGAGCUGAAAUUUCUCUUCUGAGGGCCCAAAUCAGCAAGGUCAAAGUUAACUGGGAUCAAUACAGAGUCCUGCACUUAAUUUCAAGAAGCCAUUUGCACAAGUGCAGAAUGGAGUCGUUAUUGGCCAUCCUAACAUUGUCACCACUCAGUGCUGCUGCCGCUGCCUUGUAUUUCCAUAGCACUUUGCAGUUUAUAAAGCCCCUUCACUUGCUGGUCCUAGGGCUUUGACUGGCCAUAAACAAGCGUAAGAAUAAGUCUGAAGUGGGGGUGUCUAUCACUAGGGUGUCUAUAAGCCAUGUGCUUGGCUGCCUGGGAGGCUAAUGAGCUAUGCGUUUGCAUUAAUCCAGUGUGAUAUCAACAGAUUCUGUGCAGAGCCACUCUGCUGAAUAUAUUAUACACUUCAUCUCAUUUAAUUCUCACAGCCACCCUAUGGAGUUGUGACUAUUAUAAUUCCUGUUUUAUAGAUCAGAAGACCAGAAAGUGAAGAAAGUUGGCCAAGGCCACACUGCUAAAGGAAGAGUAACUGGGCCCAUCCAAAAGGCAGUCUGCACCCGGAACUCGGUACCCAGGAGAUCACCUCUGAAGAGGUGCAGAGGUGCUCCACCUGCAGAGGAGCCUGUGACCUGGUGGCUUUAGGUGGCGGCAUUACUGGAUCAAGAUGACUACGGCCACCCCUUUGGGGGACACCACCUUCUUCUCGCUGAACAUGACCACCAGGGGUGAAGACUUUCUAUAUAAGAGUUCUGGAGCCAUCGUUGCUGCCAUCGUGGUCGUUGUCAUCAUCAUCUUCGCCGUGGUUCUGAUCCUGCUGAAGAUGUACAACAGGAAAAUGAGGAUGAGGCGGGAGCUGGAGCCCAAGGGCCCCAAGCCAGCUGCCCCUUCUGCCCUGGGCCCAAAUGGCAACAGCAGCCAGCAGCCUGCAACUGUGACCUUCAGCCCUAUUGACGUUCACGUGGAGACUCGGUGACCUCUACCCUGGUGCUAUCUCCGCCACUGUCCAAAGAACCUUCUCCAGAGGGAAGAUCCAGAAGCACACUUCUCUGGCAGCUUCACUUUGAGUUGCUUCUGGUUAGGUCGACAGAGGCAUCUUUUAUGCAAUCUCUGAUGCUUCAGGCAAUCCUCCACCUCCUCUGCCCUGCCCCACCCCAACUAUGUCCAUAUCCCUGCUGCUACCCUACCAAAAAGCUGCAGAAUAUUCUUUUGUCAUCUGAUGAGGUACAGCUAUGUUGGGAAUCCACUAAUGUGGGUUUGGCUCUCUCCCCACAAGACUAUAGCUAGACAGACAGACAGACAAACAGGCAUAGAGCCACGAGUCUUCUGGUCAUAGGUCAGGGGUCAGGAAAUGCUUCUGAGAGUGUCCCAAUAGGAUCUGCCACUGGGAUCAUAUCAGAUUAAAUGCCAUAUCCAUAGCUUGGCAGAGCAAGAUAUUCAAUCCCAUAAUGAGGCACAAGGAAACUAACUUGGACUAACUAACCAGAAAACCAACUUGUUAAUUUAUGACUUGUCCCAGUACUAGAGGCCCACUAGCUAGCUUGUGACAACUGGUCAGCACAUUGUUCCCUCUUUAAGAAAGCUUAGGGGAGUGGAGGUAGCAAAAAAAAAAAAAAAAGAAAGCUUACAAGAAAAAGUGAAUUCAUCUCAAAAGGUUUCUGCUUUGUCAGGAAAAGGAACAGGCGACCUUGAGGAAUAGCAGCCUCUAGGAUAAGAGCUUGUUGCAUUGCCCAUGGGCCCAGAACAAUCCUGGUGGCUGGUCAGGGUUCCCACUACAGGGUGGACCAACCCUCAGUCUCAUUUCUUUGUUCCCCUGUAUCUGGAUUCUAAGCCACCUUGACUGUAACACCUUAUCUCUGAGGGCGGGUGUUUGGAGAUUGAUUAGAUUAUGUUUCCUGUGUCCUUCCUGGUCACUUUGUAAAGAGUCAAGGCGUAAUCAAAGUACCACAUUCACAAACCAUUUCUCUGUAGGGAGCUGAUCUCUGACUGCUUAGCCUGGAGUACAAUCUACUACUGAGAAGGGAAAGUACCUUGGAAUUAAGAAGACCUGCCAUCCAAGCCCUACUUCUGGUUAUGUGGUCUUGGAAAAGUGACUCAAUCUCUCCACAUUCAGUUUCCUAACCACGACAUGGAAAUGACAACAUCUGCCUUGCUAGGUUAUUAUAACAAGCCAAGGACUUAGUAAAGCAGCUUGAACAUAGUGCCUGGCACCCAGUAGAUGCUUGAUAAAUGGGAGCCAGCAUUAUUAUUAUGGGUUUUCUUCAAUUGCAAGAUAUACAUUUGUUCAUGUUUUAAUGAUUCUGAAACCAGAAUGUUUUACAAUUGAUGGAUCUGUUAGUAUAAUUAUAUUUUUUUCUUCCCUCUCAAAAUUGUUUUUAAUCAAUUGUGUAUCUUACAAUUGAUGGCAUCUAGGAAACAAGGUAAUAAACCUUUAUUCUGUUACAGAAAGUAACACUCUGACAUGUAACCUCAAAUUCUAGAAGUCUCUCUCUUGGAGUCAGAAAUCCCUUUUGAGGGGAAAUUGAGAGCCAGGGAGGUAAGAGGUCUAACCCAGGGCCACACAGCUCAUGUCGUCCCACUGUAAGAACAUUCAGUGGAAUAACUGGAGAAAUACUGGCAAAUUCUUCCUCCCCAGCCAUCAUUGCUUCCUACUGUUUAAAUAUCCCCCAAAUACCAGGCACUUUGCUAGUUGCUUCCACAUAAGUUGUCUCAUAGGAUUUAAUUUUCCCAUUAACUCUCGGGAGAGAGUUUCCAUUUGCAGAUGAAAAUUUCUGACUCAAAGAGAAAAGAGAAAAAAAAAUUACCAGGCAAAAUCACACAACUAGUAAGUUGCAAAGACAGAACUCAAAACCAGGUCUCUUGACUCCAAAGUCCAUCUUUUUGUUAUAUCAUAUUCCCCUCGGCCACCCUGGCUCAAAGAAGCCCAUAUUCUUUUGUGAGUUGAAAAAGAAGAAGACAGGCUAGUGUAUGUGUUUGAGUGGAAGUCAGGGGUCUAGCCCAAGCCGCAAGUGAGGGCAAAAGCCCCUUUGGUAGCCUCUUUCAGGCUUCCACGAUCAUAGCCAAAGGAGCCCUUUCUCAACCCACCCAAGCUCUAAGGAUUCCUACUUCAUUCACCCUACCACAUAGGCCCAAGGAGCAAGGGUGGAAUGGCAUACAACCAGGGCAAAGCCAUUUCUUUGAGGACUCAAGCCCCAAGCAGAUAUGCUCCCCUACGCAUACUGCUUUAAAAAAAAAAUUGGAAUAUUUCACCUCUAAAACUACAGUCUUCUACCCACUAUAGAAUUUUCCGGCAGUUGUCCUCUAGUAUAUGUUCUUUUGCUAAAUGAAGGCUUGGAAAUGGAGGAAAGAGGGGGAGACAGAGUGGUGAGGGGGAGGCAAAUAAAAGGAUUUUCAUAUUUUGUUUUUGACCCAUGAAGAUAAUUCAAUAAAUAUCCUCUAAGAAGGG